UCAGCUGUUUUUAUCAUUACAGAACCAAAAUAUAAAAAUGUGCAUAACAAAAAAAAUUUUGCGAAGGGUACCACAAACAGUACAAAUUGUAACAAAAUAUCGACGACAUUAUGGAACCGUCACACCAACACGAAGACGAGUGGUUGUAACAGGUAGUGGAGCAGUAACACCAUUGGGUAACAAUGUACUUGAAUCCUGGCAACGACUGCUUGCCGGCGAAUCAGCAAUAACGCGGCUUAAUGAGCAAUACAAAGGUCUGCCUUGCCAAGUCGCUGCACAAAUACCAAAGGAGCGACUGUCACUAGAUAAGCAUUUCAGUAAAAGUGACUUGAAAUUAAUGAGUCCCGCAACACAAUUUGCUGUAAUGGCCACAGAUGAAGCUUUAUGUAAUGCAAAAUUGAAACCCAAAGAGCUGAGCGCAGCAGAACUUGAAAGAAUCGGUGUUUGCGUUGGUAUGGGCAUGUUUGACCUUUCGGAAGUGUACAACACGUGGCAACAACUGCAGCGAGGUUAUAAUCGCGUGAGUCCAUUUUUUAUACCACGCUUGUUGCCUAAUAUGGCUUGUGGUCAUGUUAGCAUGCGUCAUGGUUUCCGUGGGCCAAAUCACUCUGUCUCUACAGCCUGUGCUACUGGAGCACAUGCAAUAGGUGACGCUAUGCGUUUCAUACGUAAUGGUGAUGCGGAUGUAAUGAUAGCAGGUAGCGGUGAAUCUUGUAUUGAUCCACUUUCCAUAGCUGGCUUUUGUCGCUUGAGGGCUCUGAGUACAGCACAUAAUGAUACACCCGAUAAGGCUUCACGACCUUUUGAUGUUAAGCGUGACGGGUUUGUUAUGGGAGAAGGAGCUGCCAUACUUGUACUUGAGGAACUAGAACAUGCACGCAAACGUAAUGCAACAAUUUUAGCUGAAUUGCUUGGAUACGGUUUAUCUGGCGAUGCUUAUCAUAUAACUUCUCCAAGUGAGGACGGUACCGGCGCUGCACUGGCUAUGAAACGUGCCAUAAACGAUGCAGGUGUAUGUUUGGAUCAAAUUACUUACGUUAAUGCACACGCUACAUCCACUCCAACAGGAGACCGUAUUGAAGCUCACGCUAUAGAAAGCGUAUUCGGUGCACAUGCACCUGAGGUACGUGUAUCUGCCACAAAAGGUGCACAUGGACAUUUAUUGGGCUCAUCUGGUAAUUUAGAGGCUCUUUUCGUUGUACACGCUUGUAAUGAGAAUAUUUUGCCACCUACAAUAAAUAUUGAAGAGUUGGACAAAGACGUUAAGGUGAAUGUCGUUACCAAAGCCGAAACUUGGUGUAGCGAUAAUACUAUACAGCGUAUAGCAUUAAAGAAUUCUUUCGGGUUUGGCGGUACUAAUGCUUCACUUUGUUUUUCUAGUUUUAAGGAAUGAAUGUAUAUCACAUAAUGAUUUCAAAUAUAUAGUAUA
Teleopsis dalmanni is the source of this 1429-nucleotide messenger RNA. RefSeq names its product 3-oxoacyl-[acyl-carrier-protein] synthase, mitochondrial-like. Bases 38 to 1393 code for a protein of 451 amino acids. NCBI's taxonomy places the organism in Eukaryota, Metazoa, Arthropoda, Insecta, Diptera, Diopsidae. Gene Ontology annotation, biological process: fatty acid biosynthetic process. The transcript has a single exon. Gene Ontology annotation, molecular function: 3-oxoacyl-[acyl-carrier-protein] synthase activity. The record is from RefSeq and is a predicted model, not a curated record.